This is a messenger RNA of Theileria annulata, 3075 nucleotides long. RefSeq names its product alanyl-tRNA synthetase, putative. The coding region runs from base 1 to 3075 and encodes 1024 amino acids. Gene Ontology annotation, cellular component: mitochondrion; cytoplasm. The transcript is spliced from 4 exons. Gene Ontology annotation, biological process: alanyl-tRNA aminoacylation; tRNA modification. The record is from RefSeq and is a predicted model, not a curated record. Lineage: Eukaryota; Apicomplexa; Aconoidasida; Piroplasmida; Theileriidae. Gene Ontology annotation, molecular function: aminoacyl-tRNA deacylase activity; alanine-tRNA ligase activity; nucleic acid binding.
AUGUAUAUUUCUUGUAUAAUUAACAUUUUAAUAUUAGUUUACAUGUUUGGAUGUUUUUCAUUAGCAUUGAGGCCAAACAAAUCUAAUUUUUUAUCCUACAAACCUUUUACGCAAUCCCUUCUAUACAUAAAUAACAAUAUUUUGAGUAGCAAUUUAUUAUCCAAUAAAUAUUUUUUAAGAAGUUUCUCUAAUUAUAAUAAUUUGACUAAAAUGUCGACCAACGGCCAAGUAAAAGGUGACUGGGUACGUAAACAGUUUAUUGACUAUUUUGUGUCAAAGAAUCACGUUCACUGGCCAAGCUCAUCAGUCUUACCGAAUAAUGAUCCAACACUCCUGUUUGUAAACGCUGGAAUGAACCAGUUUAAGGAUAUAAUCAUGGGCAAGAGUGAUGAGAAUUCAGAGUUUGGAAAACUUAAAAUGGUGUGCAAUUCACAGAAAUGUAUCAGAGCAGGAGGAAAACAUAACGACUUGGACGAUGUGGGCCAGGAUUGCUAUCACCAAACAUACUUUGAGAUGCUGGGGAACUGGAGUUUUGGUGCCUAUUUUAAAGAGGAAGCAAUUUCAUACGCUUGGGACCUGUUAACUAAUGUGUAUAAACUGGACCCAAAUAGGUUAUACGUGACGUAUUUCGGAGGUGAUAAAAGUUGUGAGGUGGACAAUGAGACUAGGGAAAUUUGGCUUAAAUUUAUGCCAGCUAGUCGCAUUUUACCAUUUGGAUCGAAAGAUAAUUUCUGGGAGAUGGCAGAUACUGGCCCUUGCGGACCAUGCACAGAGAUACAUUAUGACCAUAUAGGAGGGCGUGACGCUUCAACACUUGUUAAUGCAGAUGAUCCAAACGUUGUAGAGAUAUGGAAUAUAGUGUUUAUGCAGUAUAAUAGAGGUGAGAAUGGUGUUCUGGAAAGGUUGCCCAAAGGAUGUGUAGAUACAGGAAUGGGUUUGGAAAGGCUUUGUUCAGUCUUGAAUAACACUAACUCAAAUUAUAAUACCGAUCUGCUGAAUGAUAUUAUACAGUAUAUAAGGGAAUUGUUGCCUGGAUUUGAGAGUUAUAAGGGAGGAAAUACACCUUUGGACGUGGCAUACAGAGUAGUGAGUGACCAUGUAAGAUGCUUAUCAGUGGCAAUAUCCGAUAAAGUGUACCCAAGUAAUGAGGGGAGAGGUUACGUGUUGCGUAGAAUCUUGAGGAGAGCCGUUCGUUACUGCAGAGACUAUUUUAAUACAAAGGAACCAUUUUUAUAUAAAUUGGUCCCAAGUGUGACUAAAUUACUGGGUAAUGCAUACCCCAACUUAUUGACUGAGCAAGCUAACAUUGAGAGUAUAGUGUUGGAUGAGGAGAAGCUGUUUCUUCAAACUUUGGACAAGGGGGUUGAAAAGUUUAAGAAGAUGGUAUCAAAGAGUGGAAACAAAGUUAUUAACGGCCCAGAUGCAUUUUUGUUGUAUCAAUCAUAUGGAUUUCCUUUGGACUUAACAAUGUUAAUGGCUAGGGAGUUGGGCAUAACAGUGGAUGUUGACGGAUAUUAUAGUGAGUUGAAACUGCACCAACAGAAGUCAGAAUCAAGAGUAUACACUGAUUUGAACAGUUUAGAAAGCAGAUGUGACAAGUUGUUGAAGUCGCUCUCAGCUGAUAGAAUAAAUACAAUAUUGAAAAUGUGUAACAACGUGUACACUGACGAUAAGUUAAAGUAUGACUGGGAUAGCAGUGACCCAGUGGCUAAAGUAUAUAAAGCCAAGUUAGUUUCUACAGUCACACUUGACAGUGUAAUGAGUGAACUACAGUGCGAUGAUGAUGAUUUAGUGUGCUUAGUAAUGGACAGAACGCCGUUUUAUGCAGAAGGUGGAGGUCAAAUCUAUGAUACUGGAUAUAUCAACGAUUUGGAAGUAUUAAGGGUUUAUAAAAUGUCUGGUCUCGUCUUUCACUUUUGUCUAUCAAAAAAGAGUGGAGUGUUGAGAUGUGGAGAUGAAUUUGAAUUGAAGGUUGAUUAUGAGAGGAGGGUGAGGGUUGCCUCAAACCACACUUCAACUCACAUCCUGAACUUUGUUCUUAGAGACAUGUUAGACGAGAGUUCAUAUCAGAGGGGGUCUCAGCUAGACGAGGAGAAGCUCAAGUUCGAUUACUGUUACAAUCAGCAGUUGCCAGAGGAUUUGAUCAGAAGAAUUGAGGAUAGGAUGAUGGAUUUCGUGCGUUCAGAAGCCCCUCUCAGGACUAGAGAAAUUGAGUACAAAAAUGCGCUUGAGAUUCCAGGAAUCAGAGCAAACUUUGACGAAAAAUACCCUGAAGUAGUUCGAGUCGUUAAUGUUCAAUUGGGGUCAGAAGAUUUUAGUGGAGAACACACAUCAACAGAAGUAUGCGGUGGGACACAUUUGACCAAUACGAAGACCAUACAAGAUGUGGCGGUAGUUGGAGAAGAAGGAAUAUCAAAAGGAGUCAGAAGAUUAACUUUAGUAACGAAUGAGCAGUGCAGAAAGAGCAAAGCAGAUUUGUUACAUUAUGAAAAGAGGUUGGAGGAGUUAGAGAAGAAUUUGAAGCCAAUCAACUUCACUAAAGAUGAUACUAGAGAAGCGUCAUUAAACGCGGCAGAAAACAUGACCAGACUAACAGCUCUGAGAGGAGAAGCAGAAGUACACAAAAUGUUACCACUACUUGGGAAAAGGAAUUUAAUGAAGAAGUUUGAACAAUUAAUAGACCAACAGGUAUCUGCUGGUAAGGCGCAUCAAAAAAGACUGGCUAACAUAGCUAAAAUGAAGGCAGUGGAAGUGGUUGAGAAAUUACAAUCACAGAAGUAUGAUGAAGUGGAGUUCACAGAGAAGACUUCAGAGCACCCUGCAGUACUUAGAGCAUCGGUGGACGACCUAGAAGGCGACUUGAAGUCGUUGAAUGUCUUUGUUCAGACCAUUUCAAAGACGUUUCCACAGAUCGCAGUCCUCGCAUCAAGUGUAGGAAUCAACGCAGUCUGCUGCAGAGUUAACAGCCCAAACGCCUCCUACAGCGCUCUAAAAGCAGCAAACCUUAUCGCAACACAACUGAAUCUUACUAAUGGCACAGGUAUUAUAACCAACACAUUAUUUAUAAUAUUAUAG